This is a messenger RNA of Rhopilema esculentum, 2936 nucleotides long. RefSeq names its product ankyrin repeat domain-containing protein 45. NCBI's taxonomy places the organism in Eukaryota, Metazoa, Cnidaria, Scyphozoa, Rhizostomeae, Rhizostomatidae. Gene Ontology annotation, molecular function: protein binding. The record is from RefSeq and is a predicted model, not a curated record.
AUGGCAGUCGAUAUUAUAAACAUAGCAACGCAUGGAGAAAUUGAAGAUAUCAGCUCUCUGUCUACAGAGAUGGUGAAGUUAGCUUCAGAAGAUCCUGAAAUACUAGAGCAGCGUAAUGAAAAUGGCAAAUCUGCGCUUGAUAUUGCCUCAAUGCUUGGAAGAACGCAAAUAUUACAAGAAUUAGUGAACGGUGGAGCAAAUCCCAAUAGUUCGACUGCGAAUGGAUACACAUCAUUACAUCAUGCUGCUGCAUGGGGGAGGUUAGAUUGUGUCAAAAUUCUUGUUGAAAAUGGGUCUGAUCUCCAACAGAAAACAAUAUACGACGAAAGAGCAAGAGAAUGUGCAGCAAGAUAUAACCACCUUGAUUGUGUGGAAUUUCUUGAUAAAGCCGAAGCAAGAGCUGGUCUAAAAUCACUGAUUCAAUCAUUCAAAGAUACAAUUGCCGACCCUGAAAAGCACAUGGGAAGACUCAGUAAAGAUGACAGGAUUACAGGAAACAAAGCCUGUGAUGAAAGAAACCACUGGAUGGAAAAUAACAAAGAAACAUCAAGCCUAGAUGAGAUCAAGAUGACAAAACAGGACCUUGAAGCCAUCUUGCAGCCAAUAUUUGCAAAGCUGAAGGAACAGAUGGAUGUGCCAGCAACUUCCAAAUCAAGGAACAGGAAUACCAAAUCUCCUUUGCCAUCAAAGUAACAGAACAAAGAAUUAGAAGCUUACAGACUCUUAAAAUUGUAAAUAUGUGCAUAAUGACUCAACUAGGCCAAUUGAGAAAGGUGCAGUGAUGCAUAAUGGCAACUUUACUUUUUUCAUCCAGAUUACUCUUUGAUCUUUUUGAAAACCAAUUUUAAGUGGUUAACAGGAUAAACGUUUUACAUAUUCAUCCAGUAAAUAUAAAGAUGCAGUAUAUUCUUAUUUAUAAAUAAACUAUAACAAAAUCCAACUUUACAAUUAUUGUCCAAGCUAUUUUUGGUCCUUGAACCAAUUAAAGUUUGCAGACCUCUUUCUGUGUAUGAUACUACCUACAUAAUGUAUUUAAUGACUUAAAAAUAAUAAAGCAGAACUGACCAAAGUGUCAUUCUUUAUUUUUGACAAGCAUGUUUGAUGCAAGGCUCAAAAAUGAUAUUGUGGUUCCAAUUUUUACAUAGAAUCUAAAUGUUUACUUAAAGUAUCACCGUCUUUUCACCUUGAUUAAAAAAAAUUGAUUUCGUUUACAAAAAAACCCAUUCUAAAAAACGAAGAAAACCCUAAGUUUUGACAAUGAAACCAAACAUCUUUUUUUCCCGGAGUGAAACCAGAGUGAUUUAUACAGUUUAUUGCCAGCCAAACCCUUCACACUGUGGCAAUGUCACCACUCCAACACCCCCACCAAGCCUUCUGUAAUUCAUCCCACUUUGCAACACCCAUUGGUUCUUUGCAACAUCAAAAACUUCAAUAGUUUUAAGAUAGGUUGUCCCAUCAAAGCCUCCAACUGCUAUAAGCUGGCCAUUUACCACAGACAAUCCUACUCCACUUCUUCUUGAAUUUAAAGCAACAACUGGUGACCACUGAUUAGUCUGUGGCUCAUAUCGCUCUGCGCUGCUCAGCUCUGUUGCAUCAUCCCUGCCACCAACUGUAAUAGAUAAAAAAUCCAUAAAUUACAGUAACAAUUUCAAGAAUCAGUCUCUCCUCAUUACCUCAGAACAAAAUCCCAUAUUUAGCUAUGACAUUCAAACAACCUUUUAGUGGUACAAAAUUUUUAAAUGGCUUUGAAAUAAGCAAGCAAUAGGCAGAUUAUUGGUAAAGUUGUUUCACCUAGCAGUUUUAGAAUCUAUCUACAUAAACAUGAAAAAGACUGCUAUUGUGUACACAGAAGGAGGUUGUUUUCACCUUAGGAAUCCAUUGGUAACAUUUUAAUAGGCAAGCUGCACUGAUUGGGCAACCUCAACAAUCAUUUGCUCGCGUUUCUGAUUGGCCUUUUUCGAUCCACAAUUGGGUAUGUAAGCGUGGUUUUCAAUCUAUGUUCUGACGUUUUAUACUCUGAAGAGUGUCAGGCUAAAAGCUUUUGACGCGAAACAUCAUUCCUUGAUUAGCACUUUUCUGACAUUCAGUGUUAAAGUUAAUAAAUAAAUGUUUGAAUCUUAUCCAGCUCCUUGUGUUUGUUGUUGUGACAAUAGUUGUUUAAGUGAAUGCUCUGAAUUGAAAGGACCAUUCUACGAAUAACCUUCAGUUCACUGCAAUUCCGGCAUGACCACGCAAGCUUUGGUAAAAAUUGAUGAAAGAGACCCUUGCAUGAAGAUUAACACAUCUAUAUUUGGAACACAGUAAACGCUUGGAGAACUCCACUUUAAACUCAGGUCAUUCACUUCAAACAUUAUUUUGUUUUCAAGCAAUUGUUAUAGUAAUUAAUUAUAUGUUGUAUUGUGGAAAUUCAAACCAAUGUAUUGAAGCGGCUUUUAGCAAUUCUCCCCCAAUAACUGGCAUAUACUUUAGCAGUAAUUUCAUUCACUUACCAACAUAUAUGCAUCCUUGGUAAACUGCAGCACCAAGAUGCUUUCUUUUAGUUCCCAUAGGACGCACAGGAAUCCACUGGUUUCCUUUAGGAUCAUACUUUUCAACAGUAUUUAAAGGAGACGUGCCAUCACUUCCCCCUAUUGCAUAGAGAAAACCAUCCAGUACUGCAACAGCAACACCAAGUCUCCUUGUACUCAUUGGCGACACUCUGCUCCACUGGUUCAUAGUGGAGUCAUAUUUCUCAACAAUAUUGAGGCAAGAGACUCCAUCUUGGCCUCCAACUGCAUACAUAAAUCUAAAACAGAUCACAAUAAGGUUGGUUGCAAACAAGUGUUUGUGAUAAGGGAAGGUCUGAAAAAUGUUUCCAGUAUGGUUAUCCCUAUUGUCCCCUCACCUCUCCUCUAUUCAAUUCACAAAAACCUGCUGAUUUGUCCAAGCCACUUUUA